UAUGAAAGUUGGGGAGGUGGUCAUAAGAGUGGAGCUAAGGUCAGAUAAUUGUUUCUGAGGAACCGUAAGUCUGAACAAGCUAAAAAAAAAAAAAAAAAAACAUGGCUGCCACUGGCCAAUCAGCUUUCAGUAGGAAUUGAGCUAUUGACACGAAACUUAUGGUAAGUUCCUGUUGGGACCCACUUGAAAAGGAAGCAAACUGGCCACUGGGGGAUGCUAUUCAUGUUUUUGGACACUAAAAGAAGCAAAAUAAGGUGCACUAUAAAUCUUUUUAAUUAUCCUGAUUCUGUGGUUGAAAGUACACAAUUUUGCCAUUUGGACCAUUUAGUCCCACCCACUCUAAUUUAAGAUCAUUUGCAUAACAUGCUACACCUACUUUUACUUGUCCUAGGUUUUCAGCCCAAACUGCAAAAAAAAUGGUGUCAAAUUAUUCAGAAGAAUGUCAAACUUAAAAGUUAUCCAAAACAUUUAGAAAUUUGCAAACAAUAUGGCUGCCACAGGUCAAUCAAUAUGAUGAGGGGGAACCUCAUUUACAUAAAAAGUUGCAACUUAUGAGUUGAAGUUUGGGGCUUGGCCAUAAAUAGGGGCAGAGCUAAGGUGAGGUGUAACUGUAAGUUGCAUCGAGCUGAAAUUCGGUAUACUGCAUCUAUGUACGAAUGUGUAAAUGGAUUUUUGAUGAUGACCUAAUUAUUUAAACAAAAAUAUGACUGCCAUCAGCCAAUCAGAUUUAUGUAGGCAUUUGACUUUAGCUAUCCUCAUGAAACUUGAAUGGUAGGUUCAGGUUGUGACCCACUACUAUCUGAAACUAUCUCACUUAAACUGGCCAAUGGGGGAGCACUAUUUAUGCUUGUGCAUACAAAACCAUGCAUAUUUCUUGAAAAAUAAAGUAUACAGUGAAAAGUUUUUCUUAGAUAGUUUCUUUUGGUCAAACUUUUGGCUAAUCUUCACAGUCUUGAUGUCAAUAAUUAUCAAAAACAUGUUGACCUUUAUAAACAAUAUGGCUGCCAUACAGCAAUCAAUUCUAAGGAGGUGGAGACUACUGAAAGUCUGAUUGAGCUGAAAUUGUAACUGAAACUGAUAAUCUUUAAAUGGACUUUAAUUUCUAUUGGGUUAUGUAAAAAAUAUGGCUGCCUUCAGCCAAAUGGCUUUUAGCAACAUUUCGUACAAUUUCAGACAUUUCAUACUGUAUGUUCAUCUAUGUUGUCUGUAUUGUUCUGUGUAACUUGGCAAGAACUGGCCACCGGGAGAAAAAUCUGCUGAAGGUGCUUGGAACCCAAUAAUCACUGCUUGCAGCUAUAUUUUUAAAUUUUUUUUUUUUAAAGAAAGCCUGCACUUGCUUCUGCCUCAUGUUAUUUGACAGUGUUCAAAAUAACAAAUCAAAUGUUUGCCUCCAAAGAAAAAGAAAUUUGAUUUCAAAGUGUGUUCGCAUAUUUUAGUGGUAUGCCAUGAAAAAUACAUCAGUGAUAUUAGCGAAAUUCAAGAUUAAAGAUUUUUAUUUAUUAAAGAUUAAAGAAUAUUUUAUCACACAGUUAUAUACAGUAUAUGACUUGCAGUGAAAUGAAAACCUGGCCUACUCCUCUUUAGACUGUGCAUUUAAAUACUAAAUUAAAAAUUAAUUAAAUUAAAUUAAAAAAUUUGAAAUUUAGUUGAAAUUUGAAACAAUUAAAAGGAAUAAACACACGAAUCCUGAAGAUGAAAGAAUCAAUAAAACACUGGUUUCCCAACUAACAGAAAGGCCUAUCCUUUGUAUAUCAGGACCAUCCUGUGGCUUUGCAUAUUCAAAAUGUGAACAUGAUUUAAACAAGAUCACUAAGAAAACCCUUGCUUUUUACUCUGUUACUGAACACAGCAAGAACAGCUGGUCAUAUCCUUCUGCUGGAACUGGCAUUAUUAUUUUACUUUCUUUGUCACUCAAAGAUAAGCAUCUAUAUCUCAGAGAUGCCAGCAAAAAUGGGCACCUCAUCAUCAUCAAACAGCACUCAGGCAAGGGACUGGAACUACUACAACUGGUGCACAGAUUACCCCACUGCUAUGGUAAUCUCCUCAGCAAUAUCUGGGAUCUGUUUCCUCUUGGGAUUUCCAGCCAGUCUGUGGGUCCUACACGAGCUCCUCCAGAGGCAAAGACAAAGAUCCACCAGUGACGUCUUCAUGCUCAGUCUGGCUGUUAUUGAUCUGACUUUCACAGCUCAUAUCCCAUUCUCUGUUUGUAAUUUCAUGAUGUGGCAUAUUAAGGAGCUAGAAGUUCUUUUAGACUUUAUCUACGGCUUAAGCAUCAGUGGUAGACCUCUGUUUAUGGCUUGCAUUUGUUGGGACUGUUAUGUCGCUGUGGUUUACCCCAUAGUGUACAAAACCAGUAAGAACCUCGCUGUAAUUAAGAAGGCAAUCACACUAAUAAUGUAUUUCAUUAUAGCAGGUUGUGGAUUAGUUGAGGGCACUAUAAUAUGGUUAACUACAACUCCUUUUGCUGCCAUUCCUUUAAUCAUGGCACUACCAGUUAUUGCUUUCUGUGAUAUUUCCAUACUUCGAGCCUUGAGAAAACCAGAUCCAACAGGAAAGAACAACAUCCAUCCACAGAAGAAACAAGCUCUUCACACCAUCACUAACAGCUUCAUCAUGACAUUUGUUGUCUAUCUGCCACCAGCGAUCAUUUUCUCAUUCGGAAGGCUUAUGCCACUUGCAGAACCAGAACUCUUUUGUUGUUUAAACUGCUACGGAUUAUGUUUUGCCACUGCUGGAUGUUUCAUUAUGCCCAUUCUAUAUCUGAGCAGCAUGGGUAAGAUGGACACUUUUAAGAACUGGUGGAAGAAAUGAACUAAUAUCUGCCU
Molecule: messenger RNA, 2825 nt
Organism: Pangasianodon hypophthalmus (striped catfish)
Lineage: Eukaryota; Metazoa; Chordata; Actinopteri; Siluriformes; Pangasiidae
Product: lysophosphatidic acid receptor 4-like
Exons: 1
Coding region: 1939-2811 (290 amino acids)
Biological process (GO): phospholipase C-activating G protein-coupled receptor signaling pathway; positive regulation of Rho protein signal transduction
Cellular component (GO): membrane
Molecular function (GO): G protein-coupled receptor activity
Source: RefSeq, a predicted model, not a curated record